AUGGCAGCAUACAAAAAGCUUGUGGUUAUUGUGGCGUUGUUUUUGGCACUGGCCAUUGGGUCUGAGGCCAAUGAGCAGGUCCAGGUAACUUUUUGCCGUCUGACAAAAGAGGGUUUGAAUGCAUGUGCUCCAUCAGUGAGCGGCCUAAAUCCUCUGCCUCCCUCAGCUUUGUGUUGCUCAGCUCUUUCCAUCGCUGACUUCCAGUGCCUUUGCUUCUUCAAGAACUACUCCAACCUUUUGACUUCCUAUGGCAUCGACCCCAACCUUGCCAUGCAGCUUCCUGCCAAAUGCAAUCUUCGCCAGACAGUACAUUGUUAA
This is a messenger RNA of Prunus armeniaca (apricot), 318 nucleotides long. The record is from the annotation of a GenBank genome assembly. Lineage: Eukaryota; Viridiplantae; Streptophyta; Magnoliopsida; Rosales; Rosaceae.